Tilletiopsis washingtonensis is the source of this 1761-nucleotide messenger RNA. RefSeq names its product putative succinate-semialdehyde dehydrogenase. Lineage: Eukaryota; Fungi; Basidiomycota; Exobasidiomycetes; Entylomatales. Gene Ontology annotation, molecular function: succinate-semialdehyde dehydrogenase (NAD+) activity. The transcript has 9 exons. The record is from RefSeq and is a predicted model, not a curated record. Bases 78 to 1547 code for a protein of 489 amino acids.
UUCCAUCUCUCUCACCUCCUCGCACAACACCAUGGCACCCUCGCUCAAGGACUUUGCCGCGUCCAUCGGCCUGCGCGAUGCGGCGCUGCUGCAGAACAAGCUCUUCAUCAACGACGAGUGGCUCGACGGCACCGAGGGCAAGACGUGCUGAGCGUGCUGCAGACCCCAGCACCGGCGAGCUGCUCUGCACGGCCGUCGAGGGCGGCAAGGAGGACGCAGAGAAGGCCGUCGGGGCGGCCCACGCGGCAUUCGCAAACUUCAAAAAGACGACGGCACGCAGCCGCGCCAGAUUGCUGCGCCAGCUCAACGACUUGCUGCUGGAGAACCAGGAAGAUAUCGCUAGGCUGAUCGUCGCCGAAAAUGGCAAGCCCUGGAAGGAGGCGCUUGCUGAAGUCACCUACUCUGCCUCCUUUCUCGAGUGGUUCAGCGGCGAGGCAGAGCGCGCGUACGGCGCCACCAUCCCCGCAGCCAACCCGGCGAGCCGCAUCAUGACCAUCAAGCAGCCCAUCGGCGUAGUCGCUGCGCUGGCGCCCUGGAACCUGCCGCUCGCAAUGGCCGCCCGCAAGGUCGCCGCUGCCAUUGCAGCCGGCUGUACUGUCGUUGUCAAGCCAGCCGGCGAGACGCCGUACGCCACGGCCGUCUUUGGCGUGCUGGCUAAGCGUGCGGGCGUGCCGAAGGGCGUCGUCAACGUCAUCACUGCGCUCGAGAACACGGCGCUCAUCGGCGAGACACUCUGCACGGACCCCCGCGUCAGGAAGGUCUCGUUCACCGGCAGUACGCGCGUCGGCAAGCUGCUCGUCAAGCUCACGGCCGACACGCUCAAGAAGCUCAGCCUCGAGCUCGGCGGCAAUGCACCUGUGAUUGUCUUUGACGACGCGAACGUCAAGAAGGCCGUCGACGGCGUCAUCGUGUCGAAGCUGCGGAACGGCGGACAAACCUGCGUCGCCGCGAAUCGCCUGCUGGUGCAGAAGGGCAUCCUCGACGCGUUCCUGAAGGAGCUCAAGACGCGCAUGGAGGGCAUGGCCGUCGGUGGCGGGCUGGACCACAACUCGGCCAUCGGCCCUCUGAUUUCUCAAGCCGCGCUGAAGAAGGUCGAUGAGCACACGCAAGACGCACUCUCCAAGGGCGCGACGCAGUACUGGCAGCACCCCGCCUCGCCCCUCACGCCGGAGCGUUUUGCCAAGGGCAACUUCUACCCGCCCACGAUCGUCGUGGGCCUCACGGAGAACAUGAAGGUGUGGGAGGAAGAGACGUUUGGGCCGCUCGCGGCGAUCAAGGUGUUUGAGAAGGAGGAGGAGGUGGAGAAGCUGGCCAACGACACGCGUGUCGGUCUGGGUGCCUACCUCUACACGCAGGACAUUGGCCGUGCGCUGCGUGUCGCCGAGUCCAUCCACGCCGGCAUGGUCGGCAUCAACACGGGCAUGCUCAGCGCCAGCGAGUCGCCCUUUGGUGGCGUGGGCGAGUCGGGCUGGGGAAAGGAGGGCAGCUUGAUGGGCAUCGAGGACUACGUCGUGACCAAGGCGAUCAACAUCGACAUCAGCGCCUGAGUACGGCGACCACCUCUCGGUGCCACACGACCCCUUCUCUCUCUCUUGAUACCUUGCGCCCUCGCCCGCACGGCUCGCCGUCGUGACACGCUGCUGGUCCUGCACAAAAGGCCUCGCUGACACGGCCGUGCCGCAAUCUCAUGACUUUCUUCCAAGGCAGCGCUGCUUUGUUGCGUGGGCACUUCCGAUCUCCUCGCAAUAAAUUGCAGGCACA